Messenger RNA from Pipistrellus kuhlii (Kuhl's pipistrelle), 2275 nucleotides. RefSeq names its product transmembrane protein 39B (gene TMEM39B). Gene Ontology annotation, cellular component: membrane. NCBI's taxonomy places the organism in Eukaryota, Metazoa, Chordata, Mammalia, Chiroptera, Vespertilionidae. The transcript is spliced from 10 exons. The record is from RefSeq and is a predicted model, not a curated record. The coding region runs from base 323 to 2071 and encodes 582 amino acids.
UGCCCGGGGAAGGCGCGCACCAAGGAUCAGGCCGCGGGCUCCCCUGCCUCUCGGGUUUCUCCAGCAGCAGCUGCAGGAAGGGCGUGGGGGACGGCGAGACAAAGACCCCGCAGGCCCCGCCUCCGCCCGGGCGGCCCCUUUAAGAGGCGCGCCCCCCCGCCGCUGGCCCGGCCUCGUAUGCAAAUACGGCGGCGCGGCGGGCGCGCGCGGCCGAUCCCGGGCCCGGGCUGCGGCGGUUAGUCCUCUCCCGGCCGCCGUCCCUCCGACAUAUUGCCCGCAGGAGCUGCGGCGGCGGCGAAGCGGAGCGCGCCGGGGGGCGGAGAUGGGAGGACGAAGAGGUCCCAACAGGACAUCCUACUGUCGUAACCCGCUGUGUGAGCCAGGGUCCUCCGGGGGCUCUGGCGGGGGCCACGCUUCCAGCGCAUCUGUCACCAGUGUCCGUUCCCGCACCAGGAGCAGUUCUGGGGCGGGCCUCUCCAGCCCCCCACUGGCCACCCAGACAGUCGUGCCCCUACAACACUGCAAGAUCCCGGAGCUGCCCGUUCAAGCCAGCAUUCUGUUUGAGUUACAGCUCUUCUUCUGCCAGCUCAUAGCCCUCUUCGUUCACUACAUCAAUAUCUACAAGACAGUGUGGUGGUACCCACCUUCCCACCCGCCCUCCCACACCUCCCUGAACUUCCACCUGAUCGACUUCAACUUGCUGAUGGUGACCGCCAUCGUACUGGGCCGCCGCUUCAUUGGGUCCAUCGUGAAGGAGGCUUCUCAGCGGGGGAAGGUCUCCCUCUUUCGCUCCAUCCUGCUGUUCCUCACCCGUUUCACCGUUCUCACGGCAACAGGCUGGAGUCUGUGCCGCUCCCUCAUCCACCUCUUCAGGACCUACUCCUUCCUGAACCUCCUGUUCCUCUGCUACCCAAUGAUGGGCCUUCAACAUAUCCUCAAGUUUAUCCAGCCUCUCAGUCAUGCUACCUGUUGCCUGGAGUUCAUUUCCCCCCCAAAAGACAUCCCUCCUGGAGCUCUCCAUCCUCUUGCUCCAGUCUGGACUGGUUGCUCUUUAGGCCUGAUGUUCAGCUCAGCCUGGGACUUCCCUACGCUGCCCUCCUGGGUUGGAUCCACUGUUUCCUGGAUCCCAUGUCUUCCUCUUUCUUGGUUUUUCUCCCUUAUUUUGCUGGAAUGCAUAAUCAGGUUUGGGAUGUACAUUCCAUUCCUGCAGCUGAACUGUGACAUCCGCAAGACAAACCUCUUCAGCCACAUGGCCUCCGUGGGGCCCCGGGAGGCUGUCAGUGGCCUGGCGCGGAGCCGGGACUACCUGCUGACUCUGCGGGAGACGUGGAAGCAGCACACGCGGCAGCUGUAUGGCCCGGACUCCAUGCCCACCCACGCCUGCUGCCUGUCGCCCAGCCUCAUCCGCAGCGAGGUGGAGUUCCUCAAGAUGGACUUCAACUGGCGCAUGAAGGAAGUGCUGGUCAGCUCCAUGCUGAGUGCCUACUACGUGGCCUUUGUGCCUGUCUGGUUCGUGAAGAACACACAUUACUACGACAAGCGCUGGUCCUGCGAGCUCUUCCUCCUGGUGUCCAUCAGCACCUCCGUGAUCCUCAUGCAGCACCUGCUGCCUGCCAGCUACUGCGACCUGCUGCACAAGGCGGCUGCCCACCUCGGCUGCUGGCAGAAAGUGGACCCGGCGCUGUGCUCCAACGUGCUGCAGCACCCGUGGACUGAAGAAUGCAUGUGGCCGCAGGGCGUGCUGGUGAAGCACAGCAAGAACGUCUACAAAGCAGUGGGUCACUACAACGUGGCCAUCCCCUCCGAUGUCUCCCACUUCCGGUUCCACUUCUUUUUCAGCAAACCUCUGCGGAUCCUCAACAUCCUCCUGCUGCUGGAGGGUGCUGUCAUUGUCUACCAGCUGUACUCCUUAAUGUCUUCCGAAAAGUGGCACCAGACCAUCUCACUGGCGCUCAUCCUCUUCAGCAACUACUACGCCUUCUUCAAGCUGCUGCGGGACCGCCUGGUGCUGGGCAAGGCCUACUCGUACUCGGCCAGCCCCCAGAGGGACCUGGACCACCGGUUCUCCUGAGCCCAGGGCAAGCCCAGGGACGGCAUCCAGGCUUCAGCCCGGGGACCCCUGGGAAGGGGCUGUUGGGGAGGGGGGGGGAGGGGAAAAUCCCAAAAACUGACAAAAAAAAACCCACCAGAGCUUUGUAUUUUUGUUACAUACUGUUUCUUUCUUUGAUAAUUGAUAUGAUUAUGAGGAAAAAAAGUCCUAUUUUUAUACUCCUAA